AUGGUCACCUCUUCAUAAACUCCCACCUCAGCUUCACCCUUCGUCUUUCGAAGAUGACAAAGAGGAAGCAAAUCAAGAAGUUCGGCGCGGUCAAGCGUCUGAUCAAUCCCAACGACCAGCGUCUCAAGGAGAACCAGGUCAAAGCAGACGCAAAGAAGGCAGCAGAAGAGGCCAAGAAGGUCCGACACGUAGAGACAGCAGCUUCAUCCUUGUUCUUUCAGCACAAUACUGCUCUCGGACCGCCCUACCGCAUCCUGGUGGACACCAACUUCAUCAACUUCUCGCUGCAGAACAAGAUCGAGCUGGUGCAAGGCAUGAUGGACUGUCUCUACGCCAAGAGCAUCCCAUGCAUCACCGACUGCGUCUUGGCCGAGCUUGAGAAGCUGGGCCCCAAGUACAGAAUCGCGCUGCGGGUGGCUAGGGAUCCCAGGUUUGAGAGGUUGCCUUGCAGUCACAAGGGAACCUACGCGGACGACUGCAUCAUCGACAGAAUAUCAACGCACAAGUGCUACAUGGUAGCCACGUGUGAUAGAGAGCUCAGACGGCGCGUCAGAAAGGUACCUGGUAUCCCUCUCAUGUACGUGUCGAAACGCCGCUACGCUGUGGAGCGUCUCCCGGAUCAAGGAAUGGCCUCAUAGAAGAGCGAUCCUCCUUACCUUCACAAGGUGACAAACAGUAAGUCUCACUCUGUUCAGUUCCGAUGGCUCUGGAAUUGCAGAGAAACCCAUUCCCCGUCCGAAAGAUGAAAACUAUCCUUUUAAAUCAGCUAGCCUUGCGGACUUACCAAUCUGCUCGUGCGAGGAAGCAACUUUGUCAUAGUUACACUGACUCACGAUGGGAACGAGAGGGGAGGAGGUCGCGAACUUCGCCACAAUGUACUGUCGUUCUUUGUGCUGACUCUGCCUACCCCUUCUCUUCAGUUGUGCGCUACUACGGC
Messenger RNA from Microstroma glucosiphilum, 937 nucleotides. RefSeq names its product Fcf1-domain-containing protein. Gene Ontology annotation, cellular component: nucleolus; small-subunit processome. NCBI's taxonomy places the organism in Eukaryota, Fungi, Basidiomycota, Exobasidiomycetes, Microstromatales, Microstromataceae. The transcript has 3 exons. The coding region runs from base 54 to 638 and encodes 194 amino acids. The record is from RefSeq and is a predicted model, not a curated record.